This is a messenger RNA of Trypanosoma rangeli, 957 nucleotides long. RefSeq names its product heat shock-like protein. NCBI's taxonomy places the organism in Eukaryota, Euglenozoa, Kinetoplastea, Trypanosomatida, Trypanosomatidae. Bases 1 to 957 code for a protein of 318 amino acids. The record is from RefSeq and is a predicted model, not a curated record. The transcript has a single exon.
AUGUUUGUGGAUUACUACGCUUUGCUUUCCUUGCCUCCAUCCUGUUCCGCAAAGGAUGUCCGGGAUGCGUUUAAACGGCUUGUCUUGCUGUGCCACCCGGAUCGUCCGGACGAGGGUUCCACGGAGUGUUUUUGUGACAUUAAGGACGCGUAUGAUGUAUUGAGCGAUCCUACACGACGGUACCUGUAUGAUUUAGGGUACGCUGAGGUAAAAGAGAUGCAGCAGCGUCAACGUCAAGCAGAGCAGGCUCUAAAGCAACAACAGCGGCGCGAGAUGGAGGGAGCAGACGAAUUGAUGCGAAAGCGAACCGUUCAGCCACAACCCCCGCGAAAUGGUGCACAAGCGCCCACGUCGGUGUAUUCUGACGUCAUACGGCGGGUGCCGUCAUCGGGUAAUUCAUCUCGUGUCCUGUGCACACCGUUGUCGAACAGCCACUGCACGUUGACGCCAGGUUGUGGUCGACAAGUUCGAGGUGCCGUGAAAAAGUCGAGGGAGAUGGCGGCGCAGGCAAUACCCAGGCAAGGGUCGGGGCUUGCAGCUGUUAGGAGAUGCCGUUUAGCGGAGCUUGAGCGUAGUGGUGCUGGCAUCGGUGAUAAAAAUACGAGUUCCUGUCCCAACCAUCAAACAGUGGAUCGGUCUUCCCCCCCCGACGUGCGUUUUCUGCACCCCCCGACAAGCCAAAGUAGCCAUAACAGCAGUGAAGCCGCGGCGGGCUACCGACAAUCAUUGGAGCAGGAACCCAAACUACAGCCUUGGGGAGCACGGUCGUCCGUAAAGAAGAACCAUGGUGUGAACUGGUUCAUUGUUCCAAAAGUAACAACGCUUCAAUGGGGUGAGGAUAAUUUAAUGCCACGGCGGUCAAAUAACAUUCCUGUAUCCGAUUGCUCUGGAAGAAACGUGAUCAAAACGUGGAAGAUAUUUUUCCAUGUGCCCGGGAUAGCUAAGGAGGAGCCGUAA